CUUCAUUGAUGGACGAUCGGAAGAGGCAACUUGAGGCACAAAUACAUCAAACUGUUGAAGAAGAUAGAGAAAUACUUUUUGAAAUGAUGUAUCUCAUGCAAAGCAAAUAUGAAACCAAAGAAAUGUCAGAAUUUGUCUGGAAUAGAACUCAUUUCUGGGAACGAAAGUGCAAAGCAUUCUAUAAGAAGAUGAAGCCAAUUGGGAUGAAGAAUAUGCACACCCUAGUCAUAAAGCCCAACAUUAGUCUCAACUUUUAUAAGAAAAUGAUGAAAAUUACUGAGAUUGAAGAAGUCUAUUGGUUGAAAUUUGAGCUUUUUAAUGACAGAAGAGAUAGCUAUUAUCUGAGAUUUGUCCUUAAGUGGACUCCGAGAAUUGUCAGAAGACUAAAUCUUCAUGAAUGAUGAAUUAGCAAGAACAAAUUUAGAAAGAUCCUUCAAACAGGAAGACAUAUUAAAGAGAUGGAGUAUGUUGGAUGCAAUAUAGCUAUGAAAGGAAUUCAGCUUAGCAGUUCUUUGAAUUACUCUAUUGAGAAAUUAGUAUUUCUCUAUAGAAUCUCUAAUGAAGAUAAUUCUAUCAAAGAGAUCAAAGAGGGGCUUAAGAAUUUGAUCAAAGCAGCCUCAUCUACAAGCAUGAGAACAUCUCUUAAGGCUAUAACUGUCAACGCACCAACAAUAUCAAAAGAUAUUUUUAGAUACAAAAAAUCUCUAGAUCUUACUGGUCUAAUCAUUUUCAGAUGAUCAUGGCCAUGUGAUUAACCACUCAUAUUUCAAUCUGAAUAAAUUCACCUGGG
Moneuplotes crassus is the source of this 790-nucleotide messenger RNA. The record is from the annotation of a GenBank genome assembly. NCBI's taxonomy places the organism in Eukaryota, Ciliophora, Spirotrichea, Euplotida, Euplotidae.